UCACUGAUUAGGUAACUACGAUCGAUAAUUACCAAAUUGAAAUUGAACAGUACCAUUAGUAACCUUUAGUGGGCACGCCCACUUCUUAAAUCGCACGACACGACAGACGACGUAGCUGUGAAUAAUUGUAAUACCGCCUUUCAAUACACGAAUGCAGCAUAGCACAACUACUACUAAAAUCUGUCGGAACUCUUUUUAGCUAGGCGUUCACGAUCAACGUGGUCGUAGGUCCAGUACCUCAUGAUUUUUUAAAACCACUUCAUCCGAAAGCAGUUAUACAGUACAUGGAGUUACACCGCGGACAAGAAGUUCAACUUAACGAAAUGAUCACACUACUCAACUUGUACUGGAAGUAUAUCAAAGGAGGAAUCAUUCAGGAUCAUCAGACGUCGUAUAUUAAUUUAUUAAGCGAAGCGUUUAACAUUAUAUUUGACGAACACUACAAAGAUCCAAGAAAGUUCGAAGCGGUCAAACCGUUUUUAAUCCAAUCUCAAAACAGGAUGUACCCAACCGAACCGAUCGGAAAUCUGGACCCAGCCUCGGAGCCGAUGUUCAAAGUCCACGUACAAAGCAAUCCGGAUAUUGUUUGCCCGGCCGCAGUCGAAGGAACUAAACCGCACACAUAUUUAAAGGAGAUUGACACCGAGAUAUUGAUUGAAUACAUGGAAUCGCACGCAAACAUGGAGGAAAUGCUGGUGUUAUACAAUCUGUACUGGAAACGGGUAAAAACCAACGAAUGUAAAGGCAACUUUAAAAAGUAUUGUGAUCUGUUGUCGGACGCCUUCAAUAUUGUAUGCGAUAAGCAUUUUGGAAAUGUGGAAAAUUUCGCACGAGCAAUACCAUCGAAUGGCACAACCCGAGCAGAGAGAAUUAACAGUUUUUUACCUUAUGCGUACUGAUUUUUCACACUUCGACAUUUGUUCGGUCUAUAUUGUAUAAUAUUAUUGUUUUUUUGUUUUCAAUAAAAUAAUACGGGU
This is a messenger RNA of Adelges cooleyi (spruce gall adelgid), 977 nucleotides long. RefSeq lists its product as uncharacterized. Bases 285 to 899 code for a protein of 204 amino acids. The transcript has 3 exons. Lineage: Eukaryota; Metazoa; Arthropoda; Insecta; Hemiptera; Adelgidae. The record is from RefSeq and is a predicted model, not a curated record.